Onychomys torridus (southern grasshopper mouse) is the source of this 1512-nucleotide messenger RNA. It is a transcript of the gene Aprt, whose product is annotated as adenine phosphoribosyltransferase. The record is from RefSeq and is a predicted model, not a curated record. Gene Ontology annotation, biological process: adenine salvage; AMP salvage. Lineage: Eukaryota; Metazoa; Chordata; Mammalia; Rodentia; Cricetidae. The transcript is spliced from 5 exons. Gene Ontology annotation, cellular component: cytoplasm. The coding region runs from base 741 to 1283 and encodes 180 amino acids. Gene Ontology annotation, molecular function: AMP binding; adenine phosphoribosyltransferase activity; adenine binding.
AGUUUUAUUGGGGGGGUAUUUAUUCACUAUACCACACUGAAGAUGAUAAUGGCUAUUAUACUCGGAGGACAGUCUUGUAUCUGGGCAGGUAGAUCCCGCUCUGUCCUUGGCUAUCCAGAUCUUCGGUUCCUCUCCCCCAAAAGAAGAGGGUACAUCUUCUUGCAGAUGCCCAGGAGGGUCUGUGGCCUCGAGGUAAGAACCCCCACCCCGACGUGCUACCCUGCUUUCCCUCUCCACUUCAGGCCAUACUCAAUGCACGCGCACCUCUGUACUCGAAACUAUCCACCAGCUCCCUUCCUGGCUAAUUCCCGGAAAGCAGGGGCUGAAUUUCAAUCCCUUCGCUCUGCGCACUGUGUGUCAGAGCAAAGGGACUGUGGCAACAUCCGCACCGGCCCCUCCAGGUCCAGAAGGCUGGCCCUGGGAGAAGCGGGACUGAAAAAGUGCGGGAGCCAGAACCCAAAAAGGGUACCAAGGCGCGUAUCCUUUUUCCACCAGAAAUAACCCUAGAUUUCCAGUUUGACGUCACCUAGGGUUCGAGCAAAAUUGCUACUUCCUGCAAGAGGCCACCAGCCCCCUAACCUACUCCCCCAGAGGCCCGCCCCCUCCUAGUCCCGCCCCUCCUGCUGGACCUCUCCCUAAGGACACCCCGCCCACCAAGGAUGCCCCGCCCUUGUUCCAGGGACUAGUUUAACCCUAGCCUGCUGACACCCCUCCGCCCUUUCUCUUGAGUGCACGCGGAUAUGGCGGAGCCUGAGUUGCAGCUAGUGGCGCAGCGCAUCCGCAGUUUCCCGGACUUCCCCAUCCCCGGCGUGCUGUUCAGGGAUAUCUCGCCCCUCCUGAAGGACCCCGACUCCUUCCGAGCUUCCAUCCGCCUCCUGGCCAAUCACCUUAAGUCCACGCAUGGCGGCAAGAUCGACUACAUCGCAGGCUUAGACUCCAGGGGCUUCCUGUUUGGCCCUUCCCUAGCUCAGGAGCUGGGGCUGGGCUGUGUGCUCAUCCGGAAGCGCGGAAAGCUGCCGGGCCCUACAGUGUCGGUCUCCUAUGCUCUGGAGUAUGGCAAGGCUGAACUGGAAAUCCAGAAAGACGCCUUAGAACCUGGGCAGAAAGUGGUUGUUGUAGAUGAUCUCCUGGCCACUGGAGGAACAAUGCGUGCGGCCUGCGAGCUGCUGGGCCAGCUGCGGGCCGAGGUGGUGGAGUGUGUGAGCCUGGUGGAGCUGACCUCGCUGAAGGGCAGAGAGAAGCUAGGGACUGUGCCAUUCUUCUCUCUUCUGCAGUAUGAAUGACCAGGGGCUGGAAUAGCUGCUAUACCCCAGCCCCCAGCAUCUAUGACUGGACAGCGGCUCGGCCCUGGCACCCAAGUGACCUUUGUGAGCCACCAGCUGCCCUUUCCGUGGGCACCACGCCUAUGGACCACCUGGGCCCUUGCACUUUCUGUAUGUGCUGAGUCCUGACGCAGAGCUGUACUAUUGUAGGUUAUGACACAGCAAGAUCAAUAAACAGCUUUGUUACACA